AUGGCCGACGCAACUUACCCCCCCCUCGAGGAGCGUCCUCUCAAAGACACUAUCUGCCUCUUCGAUGUCGACGGCACCUUGACGCCCGCCCGCCUCGGCGCCUCCCCCGAGAUCCUCGCCAUCCUGCGCGCCCUGCGCCAAAAGUGCGCCAUUGGCUUCGUCGGCGGCUCCGACCUCGCCAAGCAGGAGGAGCAGCUCGGCGGGCCCGCCGGCGCACCCGUCACGACGCUCUUUGACUUUUGCUUUUCGGAAAACGGCCUCACCGCGUUCAAGCUCGGCCAGGCGCUGCCGUCCAACAGCUUCAUCCAGUGGAUCGGCGAGGCCCGCUACCAGGAGCUCGCCGACUUUGUGCUGCGCUACGUCGCCGACCUGCAGCUUCCCGUCAAGCGCGGCACCUUUAUCGAGUUUCGCAACGGCAUGAUCAAUAUCAGCCCCAUCGGCCGCAACGCGAGCAACAAGGAGCGCAACGAAUUCGAGCAAUAUGAUAAAGAGGCCAAGGUGCGCGAAAAGUUUGUGGAGGUGCUCAAGGAAAAGUUUGGGCACUGGGGCCUGACAUUCUCCAUUGGAGGCCAAAUCUCGUUUGACGUCUUCCCUACCGGCUGGGACAAGACGUACUGCCUCAAGCACCUCGAAGACGAGGCCAAGAAGCCCAACGGCAUCGCCUACAAGAACAUUCACUUUUUCGGCGACAAGACGGCCAAGGGCGGCAACGACUACGAAAUCUACGAGGACCCCCGCACCAUCGGUCACUCGGUCAAGGGCCCCGAGGACACCAUGACCAUUCUCAAGGAGGUCUUUGGCCUGUAA
Messenger RNA from Beauveria bassiana ARSEF 2860, 807 nucleotides. Its product is annotated as phosphomannomutase-like protein. Gene Ontology annotation, biological process: mannose metabolic process; protein N-linked glycosylation; GDP-mannose biosynthetic process. NCBI's taxonomy places the organism in Eukaryota, Fungi, Ascomycota, Sordariomycetes, Hypocreales, Cordycipitaceae. The transcript has 3 exons. The record is from RefSeq and is a predicted model, not a curated record. Gene Ontology annotation, cellular component: cytosol. Bases 1 to 807 code for a protein of 268 amino acids. Gene Ontology annotation, molecular function: phosphomannomutase activity.